This is a messenger RNA of Scophthalmus maximus (turbot), 2754 nucleotides long. RefSeq names its product transglutaminase 2, like (gene tgm2l). The transcript is spliced from 15 exons. Gene Ontology annotation, molecular function: protein-glutamine gamma-glutamyltransferase activity. The coding region runs from base 138 to 2204 and encodes 688 amino acids. Gene Ontology annotation, biological process: peptide cross-linking. The record is from RefSeq and is a predicted model, not a curated record. Lineage: Eukaryota; Metazoa; Chordata; Actinopteri; Pleuronectiformes; Scophthalmidae.
UGUUUGUGUGUGUGUGUCAGAGGGGUGGGAGGGUCUGCCUUGGGCUGCAUAAAAACAGAACUGAGACGGACACUGAGCAUAAAAAAGAGGAGUUAGAAGGAGUAACUUUUAAAAGACGAGGAUAAAUAAAAUCUGCGAUGGCCAACCACAAAGGUUUGAUUGCUCAUGUGGAUCUGAGAAGUCAUGAGAACAACUUGGCCCACCGCACCAGGGAGAUCGACCGGGAGCGCCUGAUCGUCCGCAGGGGUCAACCCUUCGCCAUAACGCUGCAGUGCUCCGACUCCCUGACCCCCAAUCACCACUUGGAAGUGGUGCUGCGCCUUGGUAGGCGAGACGAGCUGGUGAUCACGGUGCAGGAGCAGCGGGAGGCCCGGGACAAGUGGUGGUUCGACCAGCAGCGGGCGCAGGAUGAAAUUGUGCUGACCCUGCACAGUCCGCCGGACGCCGUCGUCGGCCACUAUCGUCUGGCUGUGGUGGCGAAGUCGCCGGUCGGACACGUCGUGGACAAGGCGGACAAGAUGGGAUUCCACCUGCUCUUCAACCCGUGGUGCAAAGAUGAUGUCGUGUACCUCCCUGAUGAAAGGCUGCUCCAGGAGUAUGUUAUGAAUGAAGACGGAGUCAUCUACAUGGGGGCCUCGGACAGCAUCAGAAGCAUUCCCUGGAAUUACGGACAGUUUGAGGACUACGUGAUGGACGUCUGCUUCGAUGUCCUGGACAACUCCAAGGACGCCCUGAAGAACCCGAAGGCGGACACUGAGAACAGAUCCGACCCCGUCUACGUCAGCAGGAUGAUCACCGCGAUGGUGAACUCCAACGGUGACCAGGGUGUGUUGACCGGUCGUUGGGAGGAGCCAUACUCUGGCGGGGUCGCACCGUACCGGUGGACCGGCAGCGUGCCCAUCCUCCAACAGUGGAGCCGGGACGGCGCCAAGGCCGUCAAGUACGGCCAGUGCUGGGUGUUCGCCGGCGUCGCCUGCACAGUGCUGCGCUGCCUGGGAAUCCCAACGCGCACCAUCACCAACUUCUCUUCGGCCCACGAUGUGGAUGGAAACCUCUCUAUAGACAUCCUGCUGAACGACAAGCUGGAGACCGUGGGCAAGAAGGACAGUAGCUGGAACUUCCACGUUUGGGUCGAGUCCUGGAUGAGGAGGGACGAUCUUCCCAAAGGGAACGACGGCUGGCAGGUUUUGGACCCCACACCUCAGGAGCUGAGUGAAGGUGAGUUCUGCUGUGGCCCGUGUCCCGUGGCGGCCAUCAAGGAGGGAGAUCUGGCCAUGAAGUACGACGCUCCGUUCGUCUUCGCCGAGGUGAACGCCGACAUCAUCUACUGGAUGGUCGGACCAGACGGCCAGCGGAAGAAGAUCAACGUGGACCAGAGCGGCGUGGGCAAGAGCAUCAGCACCAAAAGUGUGAACGGCGACUUCAGACAGGACGUCACCCUGCACUACAAGUACCCCGAAGGCUCCACGAAGGAGAGAGAGGUGUACGAGAAGGCGGGACGCCCGGUCGCGGAUUCCACCGACGGCAACGCCGAACCAGGACAGCUGCAGCUGUCAAUCAGGCACGCCAAGGCCGUGUUUGGCACCGACUUCGACGUGAUCGUCGAGGUGCACAACGGAGGAAGCAAAGACGCCAUCGCUCAGCUGACCAUUCUGGCCAUGGCUGUAACUUACAAUUCCUUCACUCGGGGCGAGUGUCAGAGGCAGGCGACCAGUGUGACCGUGCCAGGGCACAAAACCCACAAGGAAGUGCUGCGUCUACGCUACGACGACUACGUCAAGUGUGUCUCGGAGCACCACCUGAUCCGGGUGAGGGCCUUCGCGGUGGUCCCGGGGCAGGACAAACCCGUCAUGACCGUGGCCAACAUCCCGCUGAACAUGCCUGAACUCCUGGUACAGGUACCUGGGAAGGCCGUUGUCCAGGAAAUGGCGACGGCCCACAUCUCCUUCGCCAAUCCUCUACCCGUCCCGCUGAGGGGCGGCGUGUUCACCGUGGAGGGGUCGGGCCUAUUGUCUGCCACUGAGGUCCACGUGAAGGGCGACAUCGCUCCAGGUCAGAAAGUGUCCGUCAUGCUCUCCUUCUCGCCCCGGAGGGUCGGGGUGAGGAAGCUCAUGGUGGACUUUGACUCCGACAGGCUGAAGGAUGUGAAGGGAGUCGCGACUGUGGUUGUCCGCAAGAGACACUUCAUUUCUGGGGUUUAUUAGGGGAGAAAAUGUUCUGAGCCGAUCUCAAAUUGUGAGAUGAUGCGGGAGAGGAGUAGUGGCGGCCGGGGUUUGAAUAGGAUGAAAAUAUAGCAGUGGUAUCAGUGGUAAGUGAACUGUGAAGGCAAAUAGUUGAUUAAUAGUAAAUGAUAGUUUUGACAACAAGUGUAUCAGUAUUAUUUUAAAGCCACUGUGUCUAAUUUUAGCAUUUUCUGUCUCUACAUGAAACAUACGUAAACGCAGGAUAGAUUGUCUUUCAUUUUGUUCAUAGUAUUUCUUUGUGCCAUUUCAUUCUUUGUAUUUCUAUCUUGAGCAAAUUGCUUUGAAAUUAGCUUUUUUCCCUUCUGUCGUCGCUCCCUCCUCCCUGACAACUAAAUGAAAUGAAGACCGUCAGGGGCCUCAGGCUCACAACAUUGAUCUACAUAUUUUCUCAUAAGUGAAAAGUAUCUGAGCAAAUAUGAUCUGUUGAUGUAUGUUCCUGUCUCUCCAUUAUGUCUUUGCACUAUUUCCAAUGCCAUUUUAGCCUAAAUAUGAUGGAAGAAACUACUUAUUU